CCAUUUUUGAUUCUGACAGCUCCGCGGCGGAAGCAGUAGGUCAUCCGGGUACUUCACGUUGUGCACGCAACCAAAUAGCAGUUGUAGGAACACGACGCAUGUGAGUAGUUACUGGGACACCAAGGAGACGAGUACACGUGAACUUCCAAUUUGACAGUGAAAUUAUGACCCGCUGGGCAAGAGCCAAAAAUGUCCAUAAACACAAAUCAACAGAUGCUGCAUCAUGGAGCCAACUAAGGGCAGGCAUAGCAGGUAGAGGGAACUCUUCAGACAACCUUUUACAGGAUGAUGCAUCACACUGUUGCCCUGAUGGAAAGAGAGCUAACAAAAAUAGACAACUUGACAAGAAUGGGUUCAUGGAUUAUAUGAAGCACAAGAGGCAACCAUUACCUAAAGGACGACGAGGAAUGGCCACAGAGGAGCAGGACAUAAGAGAAGUAGUAGCAAUAGCUCUCAAAAAAAACAAAAGAAGAGAAAAUCGGAGGAUAAAGAGACAGGAUGCUACAAAGAGCAACAUGGUGUGCUUUAACUGUAGGAAGCCUGGCCAUGGAUUGGCUGACUGCCCAAAAGCUGAUGAUGAGGAAAUGGGUAGAGGGAUCUGCUUUCGUUGUGGAUCUACAGAACAUGUGAUCCAGAGGUGCAGAGCUAAAGUAGACCCUGCUAUGGGUGAUUAUCCAUAUGCCACAUGCUUCAUUUGUGGAAAGACUGGUCACCUAUCCAGAUCUUGCCCGGAUAACCCAAAAGGACUUUAUGCUGCAGGUGGCUGUUGUCGAAUUUGUGGUUCAGUAGAACACUUCCAGAAGGACUGCCCAGACCAUCAGACCUCAACAAAUUCCAUCACACUUGGUCGCCUGUCCAACCAGAUCAGUGCUGAUCAUGAGGAUGUCAACGUUCCUGUGACGCAAGUGUCACUCAAGAAAGUCAAGGUGGUGGUGUACUGAGCAGAGCCAAUCAAGUCUGAAAUAUUUGGCUCUGUUUUAUGAGAAAAUCAAAGUUUUUUUUGGAGGAGAUUUUUCAGGUAUUAUGUAUACUCUCCAGCCACUUUAAUGGAAAAACAUGUACAUGUGCACAUUCAUUCAGUUAUCCAAUCAGCCAGUCAUAUGGCAGCAGCAGUCUGAUUGUUAUGUGUGAAACAACCCAGGAGAUGAUCAGUCUCUGAAAUACUCAAACCAGCCCAUCCAGCACCAACAACCAUGCCACAGCUGGUCACUGAGAUGAUAUUUUUCUCUGUUCUAAUGUUUGUUGUUUACAUUAAAUGUUGCUCUUGAUCUGUAUCCACAUGAUUUAAUGCACUGCACUGCUGUCCUUUGAUUACCUUAUUGGACCAUUUCAUGCAUAAGCAAGUGAGCAGAUUUUACUAUUAAAGUGGCCAGUGAGUAUAUAUGACCUAUAGAUAUGACAGAUGUCAUAUGACAGAUGACAGAUAUGACAGUUAGUGCCUACCAGUCUCCUUCUCUCACCCCCGACCUCUCAGGUCUUGUUUAGCUUACCUGUCAAUUUUCACUGUCAACUUCAAUUGUAAUUUAACAUAAAAUUUAUAUUGACAAUUACAUGUACAAAUAUAUUUACUUCUUUAAAAAGCUUUUUUGUGAUAAAGAUCUACGUUAAAUCAGUGUUUCAGCUUCAUUAAACCUAUGAUGCUCCUUAUAAUUCCUGGACAUAUGAAUGAUUCAGAAUACUUCAAUUAAAGAUCUGUCUCAAACAAAUAA
Messenger RNA from Pangasianodon hypophthalmus (striped catfish), 1709 nucleotides. RefSeq names its product zinc finger, CCHC domain containing 9 (gene zcchc9). Lineage: Eukaryota; Metazoa; Chordata; Actinopteri; Siluriformes; Pangasiidae. The transcript has 6 exons. Gene Ontology annotation, molecular function: nucleic acid binding; zinc ion binding. Bases 165 to 941 code for a protein of 258 amino acids. The record is from RefSeq and is a predicted model, not a curated record.